Messenger RNA from Ananas comosus (pineapple), 1604 nucleotides. Its product is annotated as probable receptor-like protein kinase At5g20050. Gene Ontology annotation, molecular function: ATP binding; protein kinase activity. NCBI's taxonomy places the organism in Eukaryota, Viridiplantae, Streptophyta, Magnoliopsida, Poales, Bromeliaceae. Gene Ontology annotation, biological process: protein phosphorylation. The transcript has a single exon. The record is from RefSeq and is a predicted model, not a curated record. The coding region runs from base 12 to 1400 and encodes 462 amino acids.
UUGAGCCUCCGAUGGAACCCAAAACUACGAAGCUCCUCGUUCUCUCAUCUCUCACCUUCCUCCUCAUCCUAAUCUUAAUCAUCCUCUCACGGUUCAUUGUAUCGAAAACACUAUUCUUCGUCGCCGCCGUUAUCUUCUCGUUGCUCCUGAUAGUCAUAGCGUGGAUACUGCUCGACUACACUGUCCUCGAUCCGGAAAGAAGAAAGAAGUCGACUAUGAGGAAUUCGUCUCUCGAAGGCGAAGAUCUCCGCCUCGAAUACAGCUUCCUCCGCAAAGUCGCCGGUCUACCUACGAAAUUCUCGUACAAGACGCUAGAGGCAGCCACUGACGACUUCCGAGCAUUGAUCGGACGAGGGUCUUCGGGCGCUGUGUAUAAAGGAAUUCUCGAUGACGGCACGGCAGUAGCGGUUAAGAGGAUUGACGGUGCUGAGCACGGGGUUAUGGAGUUACAGUCUGAAGUGGCUGCAAUCGGCAGCGUCCAGCAUGUGAACCUCGUGCGCCUCCUCGGCUACUGCCUCGGCCCGCGCGGCUGCGGCGGCCCGCACUACCUCGUCUACGAGUACGCCCACAACGGCUCGUUGGAUAGCUGGAUAUUUUCGCAUUCGAGACAUGACGGAUUCCGCAGCGGCGGUGGCAGCGGCAGCCCCCGGUGCUUGCCAUGGGCGGUACGGUACCGAGUAGCUAUCGACGUGGCCAAGGCGCUUGCGUACCUGCACCACGACUGCAGGUCGAGGGUGCUGCACCUCGACGUCAAGCCGGAGAACAUACUGCUCGAUGAGUGCUUCCAUGCGCUCGUGUCGGACUUCGGCCUGUCGAAGCUGAUGGGUAGAGAUCAGAGCAGAAUAGUAACGACUGUGCGGGGAACAAAAGGAUACCUGGCACCGGAGUGGCUGCUGGGGGCUGGGAUCACGGAGAAGUCUGACAUCUACAGCUACGGAAUGGUGCUGCUGGAGAUCGUCGGAGGCCGGCGUAACGUCCGACUGAUCGAUGAAGGCGGCAAUGCAUCGGAGCGGAGGUGGUCGUACUUCCCAAAGAUUGUCGCGGAGAAGGUGAGGGAAGGGAGGAUCAUGGAGGCCGUCGACGGGAGGCUGACGGCGACGGGAUGCGAGGGAGGAGUGGAUAAGAAGCAGGUGGAGACGUUGGUUUACGUGGCGCUUUGGUGCAUUCAGGAAAAGGCGAACGUAAGGCCGAGCAUGCCGCGGGUGGUGGACAUGCUCGAGGGAAGGGUCUGUGUCGCCCCGCCGCCAGAGCCGGAGAUGAUUGUGGUAGACCUGCUGUCCAUUGAUCAAGAUGACAGUGAAGAUAAAUCCUCCGAAAGGAAAGUCGCCAGUUCGUCAGAAGAUCGGCCGCCAUCCUCGUCAAGCUACUCGUUCGCUUUCUCGGCGUUGUCCGGCCGGUAGCACUGGCUCGAUCUCCAGAGAGCGUUUGUAUUGUUUGGUCGUCUUCUUGCUUUGCUUGGUUUAUAUGAUAUCAUUGCUAUGUUCUAUUACUCUGAUGAGGAUUAAUUGUAUCAGAAUUAUUCCUGUUUCUGUUUUUUUUUUUUUUGUCCUUUUACAUGCAAAGAAUGAGGUGAAGUCGAUAUUGAAGAGAAAGUAUAUGAUACA